AUGGCCGAAGCCAGCAGAAACACGUUCAAUUGCAAGGAUGUGGGCAAGAAAGCACUCGAAAAGCCGGUGCUUUUCCACAUCAUACACGUCUCCAACAUCUCCAAAUCACGCUUGAACCAGCUCGAUGAGUGGAAGGAGUUUGACAACCCCAACAACGUGGCAGUGGACCGUCUCACCAAAUCCAGGAAAAUCCGUACAGACAACUACAUCAUCCGCGAGGUCAAUAUGGAAGAAGAUGCUCCUUCUGCUACUUCCAAUCAGACGGGGUUUGACACUUACAAGUUGUUGUUACGAGACAGUGCCAACAACUACUGCUACGGCUACGAAUUCAAGGGUCCUCUUCCAUUUCUCAGAACUGGCAGUCUGGGAACUCCGCUUGGUGUUCCUUUGGGUGGGCGAUUGGUGGUGAAAAAGGGCACAUUGGUACAGAAUGGUGUGCUACUUUUGACCAGACAAGGGUGCGACUAUUUGGGUGUGGACUCCAACGAUACCGAGCUAAUCAACCAGUUGAAUGAUGGCGUUGUUCAGAAGUACAUUGCUAUGUUGGAAGCCGAAUUGAAAGCCAGUUGA
Messenger RNA from Suhomyces tanzawaensis NRRL Y-17324, 570 nucleotides. It is a transcript of the gene NCE4, whose product is annotated as Nce4p. The transcript has a single exon. The coding region runs from base 1 to 570 and encodes 189 amino acids. The record is from RefSeq and is a predicted model, not a curated record. Lineage: Eukaryota; Fungi; Ascomycota; Pichiomycetes; Serinales; Debaryomycetaceae.